Molecule: messenger RNA, 1450 nt
Organism: Medioppia subpectinata
Lineage: Eukaryota; Metazoa; Arthropoda; Arachnida; Sarcoptiformes; Oppiidae
Source: the annotation of a GenBank genome assembly
CUGGCAUUACUAUCGGUAUUAACAGUAAUUAUCGCCGGAACUAACGCUGAGGAGGAAUGUCUGACUCUGGCAUUACUAUCGGUAUUAACAGUAAUUAUCGCCGGAACUAACGCUGAGGAGGAAUGUCUGAAAUCUCGUGUUUGGUGUUAUGAAUGUCAGUCUUGGAGUGAUAAUCGAUGCGCCGAUCCGUUCAACGUAUCCGUCGACCAAAAUCUGUUGUCUUUAUGUAACGGAUGUUGUGUUAAAAUAGUGAUGAAUAGAGACACUCCUUAUCAGUCGGUGCGCCGGACGUGUACUUCAAAGAUUCAGAUCAAUCUGUUUAUGGUGGAUCACGUCUGUAUGGAGGAAUCCGAUGGACACGGACACAUGUGUUUCUGUGAGAGUGAUGCCUGCAAUUCAGCCAAAACUCAUAACCAAUACUUCCAGUGUUUUAUCAAAUACUUAAUUCCAAUUCUCAUCAUUUCUUAUCAGUCGGUGCGCCGGACGUGUACUUCAAAGAUUCAGAUCAAUCUGUUCAUGGUGGAUCACGUCUGUAUGGAGGAAUCCGAUGGACACGGACACAUGUGUUUCUGUGAGAGUGAUGCCUGCAAUUCAGCCAAAACUCAUAACCAAUACUUCCAGUGUUUUAUCAAAUACUUAAUUCCAAUUCUCAUCAUUUGUUUAAUACAAUUCAAAAGAACUUUACUGUGAAAACAAUACUAACAAUUGAUAUACUCAUACAUUCAUCGAAAAUAAAAAUACAAAAAACAAAAGUCGACUAAAGAAUUGAUAUAAAACUCAGUGUUUUUCAACGGAACUGACGCUAAACCGAAGAAGAAUGAAGAGAAUGGAGAGAAUCUCGUAAUUUGUUUAGUGAAAUAUUGAUUAGACUUCAAAACCAACACAAGUCUUAUAUUUUAUAUUAGAAAACGAUUUUAUGACAAACUGUGUGUAAAUAGACAUCAAUUGAUACAAUAGACUAAAAAUUGUAUGUUUUUGUAUUUAGUGCUGACUCUACUUAAUGUCCAUUCUUUCAUAUAUUUAUCGACUUAUUUAUUAGAAAAGUUUUCAAUUAUUUUUUGGUCGACUCGAGUGAAUGGACGCCAAAAAACAUAGAUUUAAUGCUCAAUACAUUAAUGCUUUCAAACAUUACAUUCAGUCCUAUCUAUCGGUAAAUGCGGUAAAAUUAAUUAAAUGCACAAAAAGUCAUAAAUUGUAUAAACAUUUCAUUAUAAUAACUAACGAUUCGAUCGAAUUAUACUCUAUUUAAUAACACACUAACAGAAUAACAGAAUUUGCGAUUGUAUUCAACAUCUAAACUACUUUAAGACAAAUAUAUAUAACAUUUACAUUACAUUUGCAUCUAAAAGAAAACAAUUAAAAUCUAGUAAACGAUGUAAAAGCAGAUAAUCUAAAACUCUAUGCAAAACAUUAAUUAUAAUGUUUUAAUUAUAACACUAUUACAAAACUA